This is a messenger RNA of Maylandia zebra (zebra mbuna), 1776 nucleotides long. The record is from RefSeq and is a predicted model, not a curated record. Lineage: Eukaryota; Metazoa; Chordata; Actinopteri; Cichliformes; Cichlidae.
CACAAUCAUGAAUUCCAGUUCAGUGGCUCUGGUUAGUGGAGUAACUAGCAGAUAGGAAUUGGUGACAACAGCUUCUGCAAGGACACCGGUCAAUGUCAAAUUCACCACAGCCUCUCUGCAGUAUCCAGAUGACUCAGAAAGAAAAAAAUCUGAGUCAAGCCUUUGAGAAUCUGACUAGUCCAAUACAACCAAUCAUUUCCUAAGUCACAAAGAUGAGCGUGUGUGGAUUCUUUCUGGUUCAGCUGUGCUGAAGACGACACUUGUUGGCAUUAAAGGAAGCAACUGGCUGAGCUACAUGGAGAUUCAGGUCAUGUUCAUCAACACUUCCUCCUCUCUCUCAUCCUUAAAUUCCUCCGUUAACUCGUUUGAGUCAAAAUGCCAGGAUUCAAAAGUCAGCAAAGUUUUCUACACCAUCUACACCUCCAUGACCAUCCUCCUCUUCCUUCCACUCUACAUCUUCAUCCUCUACAUGGGCUUCCAACAGUGGUGUCAGAAAUCUGCACAUGCAGGGGCAACAACGACCAACUCCAACUUCUUCACCUACAACAUGAUGUGGGUGGAGAGUUUUGGAGCUUUUGGAUCAGUCUUCUACACCCUGGGUGGUUAUACCAAUAAGAUAACAAUGAUUUAUGUUGGAAUGUAUAUGUUUACCAUCCUUCUUCCUGUAGAGACUUUGUUUCAUGUCCUGACCUGUCUGGAGCGCUACCUGGCUGUUGUUCACCCCAUCACCUAUAUGCAUCUGCGCCAAUCACAUGGUGUCAGGAUUAGAAACAUCUGUGCUGUUUGUGCGUGGCUGCAGUGGGUUGCAUGGUUGGGGAUACAUUUAUUGUUUGGGUAUCAAUUUUCAAAUAUGCUACUUCUGUCCUACUUGGGUGUCUGCAUGGUGAUUGUUGUUUUUUGCUGCCUAUCUGUUCUUCAUGUUCUCAAUCUUCCAAGACCAGGGGAUGUGGGCCACAACAAGGAGCAUGUUGACCAAUCAAAGCUCAAGGCUUUCUACAUGAUCAUGGUGAUAACAGCAGUGCUCCUGCUGAGAUUUUUUGGGUUGAUGAUUUGUUAUGUGAUAAGAAAUAUGUCAUUGAUUGCUAACAAAGACUCAUGCACUUUGAUGGAAUCAUCUGUUUGGUUGAGUGUACCCAGCCGUCUGGUUCUUCCUCUGUUGUAUUUGCACAAAGCAGGAAAACUGUCAUGUUGUAGGGGGGAAAAAAAUUCAGGAUAGGGGCCUCCGCCCUGUGCUGUGGGCAGAGGCAGAGAAGUUGUCCUGCUGGUGCUCAGAAAAUAGCAUGAAGCUUAAUGUCCUUCAAACAAAACAACUCAUAAUGGACUUUAGGUCCACUUCUACCUGAUUAUAAAUGAGGAACGGGUAAAAUUUGCCUCCACCUUCAGGUUUCUGGGCAGCCACAUCUCCACUGAUCUCAUCUUGACACCUUGAUAAAGACAUCCCAGCAGUUGCUGCACUUCUAUCUUGUGCUGAGGAAAAAGCUUCUACUUCAUGUUUGGUACACAGGGGCCACCACUGAGAACAGGAAGGCUACACACUAGGUAAUUAACGCUGUCCCCCAAAAUAACUGGCUGUUCACUGCUACUCCUGGAGACCAUCAACAGAUCCUCCUGUCUCAGAAAAAUCACUGCUAUCACAGGUCAUCUCUACCCCACCCACCACCUGUUUGACCGGCUGCUCCCGGUUGGCGCCUCACUAACAGCGUCUUCCCCAAGACCAUUCAGACUGUCAACAGUAUCACCCCACACACUCAGGCCACUCACAUACAGCCUCUAAAU